AGGCAUGGAAUAGGUGGAGAAUGACGGAGAGAAAGCCUCGGAAACUCCAGAAAAAAUCAAGGAAUUACUGAAGGAGUUCCAAGACAUUCUUCCUGACGAUCUUCCGAACGAGCUACCGCCAUACCGAACGCAUCAACACGAGAUCGUGGAGGAACCGGGUUCGAAGCCGACCUUCCGAGCACCAUACCGGCUCAGCCCUACGGAGCUGACCGACAUGAAGAAGCAGAUCGAGUAUCUCCUAGCCAAAGGACUCAUCCGACCAUCUACUUCGCCAUACGGCGCCCCAGUACUCUUCACACCGAAACCGGACGGAAGCCUGCGCAUGUGCAUCGACUACCGAGCUCUUAACAAGCAGACCAUCAAGAAUAAAUAUCCGAUACCGCGAAUCGAUGACCUGCUUGACCAGCUUCGGGGAGCUACGGUAUUUUCCAAACUGGAUCUGCGGUCCGGAUACUGGCAGAUACGGAUGGCGGACAACUCUAUCCACAAAACUACUUUUCGAACUCGGUACGGAUCGUACGAGUAUUUGGUCAUGCCGUUCGGACUCACCAACGCGCCGGCAACGUUCCAAGCCGAAAUGAACCACAUUCUACGACCACUUCUGGACGAAUGCGUGGUGGUGUACCUGGACGACAUACUCAUCUACUCGCGCGACAUGAAGCAGCACGUCGAACACCUGCGACGCGUCUUCGAAAUUCUUCGACGAGAACGAUUUUACGUCAAACUGUCCAAGAGCGAAUUCGCCCUGGAGAAGGUCCAAUUUCUAGGCCACUUGGUGAGCGCUCAAGGAGUUCACGUCUACCCCAAGAAAGUCGAAGCCGUACGUACGUGGAAGACACCCGAGAACGUGAAGGAGUUGCAGCAGUUCCUAGGCUUCGCUAAUUACUACAACAGGUUCGUGCCACAGUAUGCGAAACUCGCGGCACCACUCACGAAUCUGCUGAAGAAGAACACGCCCUACAAAUGGGAGACGAAGCACCAGGAAGCCGUGGAGCAGCUGAAACAAGCACUAACGUCCGCACCGGUGCUCAUCUUGCCAGAUCCCAAACGCGACUACGUAAUCGAAGCUGACGCCAGCGACCAGGCAGUGGGAGCAGUCUUAAUGCAAGACCAGGGGAAUGGACUGCAACCAAUUGCCUACCUCAGCAAGAAACUGCACGGGGCAGAACUCAACUACCCGAUACACGACAAAGAGGCUCUUGCUAUCGUCAUCGCCUUCAAAGCGUGGAGAUGCUAUCUCGAAGGACGAAGAACGACCGUCUACACCGACCACUGCAGCCUGAAAUAUUUGAAGACACAACCCAACCUUUCCAGGCGGCAGGUCCGGUGGAUCGACUUCCUCGAGACACACUUCCACUACGACAUCGUGUACAAGCCCGGCCACAAGAACAAAGCAGACGCUCUCAGCCGGCCUGCACACGUUGCCGCGAUUCAGGUCGAAGGGAUGAAUCCACUACUCAAGGGACUCUUCACCCACGGGUACGCCAUCGACCCCGAAAUUCCCUUGGCAGAAAAGCGACAUCUGCUACAGUGGGACAUGGUUAGCCUGGACUUCAUUACCGGAUUACCACCUACCUCCAGCGGUCAUGACGCCAUCCUUGUCGUCAUUGACAAGUUCUCCAAAAUGGGACACUUCAUCCCGACACAUACGACGGCACGCACCGAGGAGACAGCACAGCUCUUCGUUCGUCACAUCAUCUCACAGCAUGGCAUCCCAACUACACUCAUCUCUGACCGAGACCCCAAGUUCACUAGCAAGUUCUGGAAGGAACUUAUGUCUCUGCUCGGCACCAAACUCGCCAUGUCAUCCGCAUACCAUCCGCAGACAGACGGACAGACCGAGCGCCUCAACCAAAUUGUUGAGCAACUCCUCCGAGCAGCCUGCAAGGAUGACAUCUCCAAAUGGGACUUGCACCUGCCCGUACUCGAGUUUGCUUACAACAAUGCCACACAUGCCGCUACUGGACAGACGCCGUUCUUCCUCUGCUACGGACGCCACCCACUCACACCACAAAAACCGACAGCAUCACCUACAGUCCAACCCGCACAUGAUUUCAUUACAACCGUGCAUCAACUUUGGGAUCGGACCCAUAAGCGCCUCCUUGACAUUCAACAGCAACAGAAGCGCCAGGCCGAUCGCCAUCGCAACGACCACACCAUUUCCGUGGGAGACCAGGUUCUCCUUGACACCCGCAACCUGGACAUCAGCCAUCUCCCAUCUAAACUGCGACCUCGCUUCUGCGGGCCUUUUCUCGUUGAAGCACAGGUCACUCCUGUUACCUUCCGCUUACACCUGCCAGCUACCUGGAAGAUUCACAACGCCUUCCACGUCCAACUUCUGAAGCCCUAUCGGGACCCGAACACAAUUUUCGUCGGAUGCCAGCCGCCGCCGCCGCCGCCCGUCCUCGUCCAGAACGAACCCGAGUACGAGGUCGAGUCCGUGCUUGCACAUCGUCGUCGUCGGAAUGGCACCGUGGAGCUUCUCAUCCGUUGGAAGGGUUAUGAUCCUUCUGAGGCCAGCUGGGUCUCUGAGUCCGACAUGGGUAACGCCCGUCGUCCUCUGCAUGACUACCUUGUCAAGCAGGGUGUUACUUCUACCACCCAGCUUUGAGGGGGGGAAGUGUGAGAGUACGACUC
This is a messenger RNA of Closterium sp. NIES-67, 2637 nucleotides long. NCBI's taxonomy places the organism in Eukaryota, Viridiplantae, Streptophyta, Zygnematophyceae, Desmidiales, Closteriaceae. The record is from the annotation of a GenBank genome assembly.